Molecule: messenger RNA, 2279 nt
Organism: Ictalurus punctatus (channel catfish)
Lineage: Eukaryota; Metazoa; Chordata; Actinopteri; Siluriformes; Ictaluridae
Product: zinc finger protein 239
Exons: 4
Coding region: 964-2055 (363 amino acids)
Source: RefSeq, a predicted model, not a curated record
UGAACCAUGUAGCCUAAUGUAAAUGUGGCCUAAAAGAGUUAGUCAAUUAUAUUGACAGAGCCAAUGAUUUUGAAUAGCAAUUGCUUUAGAAUUCUACAAUAAAAUUAAUUCAUAUUUACUCUAAGCAUACAGUAGGUCCAUAUGAACUGAUGUGAGUUGGUUUGAUUGUCUAACUCAUAUUUGAAAUUUCCCUGUUACUUCAGCCUUAAACUGAAGUAAUAUAUUAAUAUUUUCGUGUUUCUAUUUUUAAAUAAUUAUUUUUUAAAAAACACACUUUUGCCUGUAAACUCAGAAACGCUGCCAUUUUUUUGUUUUGUUACUUAUUUAUUUAAAAUGAUUUGCUUUUGUUGUGUAGGAGCUCUCGGGCGCUCGUUUUCUGCUUUCGGUGCUGUUACCGCUAAGUGUGUAAAAGCCGCGCCCCAACAUGCGGCUAGAUUAACCGUGCUUUCAGAAAGAACGGCUGAUCCUGGGAAUGCCCGAGCAAAAAAAAAGUAUUCUGCGCAUGUUCGGUGACCUGUAGUUUUGUUUUGUUUGUUUUUUUGUUAUUUUGUAAGGGGGCGUCUUUACCACACCUCCCGAAACGCCCAUUUUACUUGGCGGUACUGAACCCCCUGGAAUUUAGUUAAUACCAAACUGAAGGUAGCGACAUUGGUUUAAAGCGCAUUGCGCACUGCGCAUGCGCCUCCUUCCUACUCUGCUCUGCGUGUGUGAACGGGUCGCGGUGGUAGAUAAAGAACCAACACACACACUCUGACGCUUUAAAUCCGUUCAGUUAAAGCCGAGAUCACUUCACGAACCCUUUAAACAUCCUGAAAUCACCAGACCGGAAGUGAGGGACUCUGUGGAAACCGGUAGGAAACCAACACACACUUGGUCGUUGGGUUUCGUUUUCCACACAGGCUUUAAAGCUCUGAUACUCUGCGUAACAUCACUAAAGUGUCCUGAUUCUUUACACCUCUUAUAAUGAAGUCGGAGUCCAGACGGCGCUCUUUAGGAAAAUCUCCACGGACUCCUGCUGCUACUGGCUCAGAGAUGUACCACUGUUCAGACUGUGGGGAGAGUUUUACUAAAAGUCAUCAUCUCAAAGAUCACGAGCAGAUCCACACGGGAGAGAAGCCGUAUCACUGUGGACAGUGUGGGAAGAGUUUUACUCGUCAGAGUAAUCUCCAAAUACACGAGCGCAUUCACACGGGAGAGAAGCCGUACUACUGUGGACAGUGUGGGAAGAGUUUUACCCAACUAUGUAAUCUCCAACAGCACGAGCGCAUUCACACUGGAAAGAAGCCGUAUCACUGUGGACAGUGUGGGAAGAGAUUUACCCAACUAUGUACUCUCCAACAGCACGAGCGCAUUCACACGGGAGAGAAGCCGUAUCACUGUGGACAGUGUGGUAUGAGUUUUACUUGUCAGACUAAUCUCCAAAGACACCAGCGCAUUCACACAGGAGAGAAGCCGUAUCACUGUGGACAGUGUGGGAAGAGUUUCACUUAUCAGAGUGCUCUCCAAAUACACGAGCGGAUCCACACAGGUGAGAAGCCGUAUCACUGUGGACAGUGUGGGAAGAGUUUUACUUGUCAGAGUGCUCUACAACGACAUAAGCACAUUCACACAGGUGAGAAGCCGUAUCACUGUGGACAGUGUGAGAAGAGUUUCACUUGUCAGACUAAUCUCCAACGACACGAGCGGAUCCACACGGGAGAGAAGCCGUACUACUGUGGACUGUGUGGGAAGAGUUUUACCCAACUAUGUAAUCUCCAAAUACACGAGCGUGUUCACACGGGAGAGAAGCCGUAUCACUGUGGACAGUGUGAGAAGAGUUUUACUUGUCAGCAUAAUCUUCAACAGCAUGAGCGCAUCCACACAGGAGAGAAGCCGCAUUGCUGCUCGCAGUGUGGGAAAAGUUUUCGUCACCAGAGGGCCCUCCACAGCCACCAGCAGAGUCAUACAGGACAGAAGCCAUACCUCUGUGCACAAUGUGGGCGGGGCUAUACUCAUUUGAGUUCGUUAAGGACACACAAGUGCUCUAACUUAAAGCCAUCAGAUCUUGACACGUGAAUUUGUCAAAUUAAGAUGUUUUUAAUAUAAAUUUUUUAAAGGGAGGUAAAGAGACAUUCAGGCAUAAAACUAUAAUAUUAUUUGUCAUGGACUGUAUUAUUCUGUCGCAUGGGACUUUAUUGCUCACUCUUUGGGUUUUAGCUGAAUUCAUGAUUUUAUGGUGUUUUCUUGUUUUUCCCCGAAUGCAACAAUACCAAGCAUAGAAUACACACAUUUAACCAGUG